CAGGAAUGCAGAGAAAUACAAACCUUCCACUGGUCUGACAAGCGCCCGGUGAAUUGAUUUAUAUCCUAAAGGACCUUGAAGCCUAAUAAUUCAUAUAAGCGACGAAUAGUCUUUCACUUAGAAAAGGUGAGUUGAACGAGAAUGUUGAUGUCUUAGAAUAUUUGCAGGUUCCGAUCAUAAGCUAUCAUAGGAUGGUGUAGUUUCUCCUAAGUAAAGAGGUAUAAUGAUAAUAAAGGCUGAUAAAAGCAACUCAAAAUACUUCUCAGUUUAUCAAUCAUUUGUAAACCUUUAAAUAGCUACUGUUGGCCAGUACCCUAGCACAUGAAAUCUCCACGUUGUUUUGUGCUUUAUCAAAUAUCCAGAUAAGUGAUUAAUUCGUGUUUGGAGAAGUUCGUUUCUCAGUCGUUCUCAUUGGCCUCUUCUUCUGGUCCUUCAUGAGCCUAAACGACCUUUUGUCGAAACUGUUUAUUUUACUUCAUUUAUAAUCCCUGUUGACGAGAAUGUAUAGGUAGUUUCUCUCGGUGUUACACCACCAGUUUCGCAAAUGCAAAUUGCAUGGCAGCAGCUAGCAGUAGUCGGACACGCUUUAUAGUUGCAUUUCUCUUGUAUGUAUGUGGUUCCUAACUUUGACGUCUUGUGUUGAGAAUUCAGAAAACUUGAGAGGUUUGUGAAUUUAAUUGUCUCUCAUUAAAGCGGAUUUUGAAAAGAACUGAGUAUCAGCAAAAGAAAUCGAAACUGAAGAGGAAAGUUGAAAAAUUUGCAUCUGAUCCAAAGUGAAAGGGGAAGUUUGGUUUAAUUUGUAAUGCAAUCGUAGCAUCGAAGAUUAGCAGUACAAACACCCUUGAUUGAAUCUUGUCAACAUAUUUUAUUUGGGAAAAAACAUCUUCUUUUUCCUACCCGCCUUGUAUGGUCAAAGUGCUUGCUUCUGUUUUGUUUUGUUUUGUUUUUUUUCGUUGGACUUCUUAGUUGGUUGAACCAAAUUGGUCUGAAAGGGAAAAUAAAAGUCAUUCUACAAAUUGACAUUAUUAAAUUGCUCUAAACGGUGUUAAUGGACCUUCCGACUCCUUUUGGCAAAGUAGGCAAGAUAGGGAGCUGUCAGACAUCACAAUCAAUUUUACGAUUGAGGUUUUGUAAUUUCGAUGUUUUGUUGGUGCCAUCUUGAGACAAGAAGCAGCAGCGAGUCGCGGUAGUUGGGCUAAAAGAAUGUAAUCAAUGAAUGAAGAAUGAAGAAUGUAAUCAAACGCGGCCGCGAAGCGUUUUUUUCGGAUUGAGCUGGCUAUCUAAUCGAUAUCUAACUUGGAAACGAACCCUACAGCUCCAAAAUGGUUUAGAGAAAUCAGCCAGUGUCAACUCGUGAGAGCGUGACAUAGGUCCUAAAAUCGUGAGUCGUGAGACUGGCCAAGUCUGACUUCCUAGACCGAGCCGUAAACAGAGAAUCAAGUCACGCAGAGAGAUGCUGUACAAAAAAUCUGAAUAUAAUUUCCGUUUAUACUGCUACAGCUUAAAGUGAUACAGUGACUUCCAAUACCCAUAAUCCCUGCUGGAAGUCCUUCCACUUGGAAAUUUGGGACAUCUCACGACUUUUUACCCAUUUCUCACUACUUUUCUUAGCUCUAGGUUCAGAAUCUCACAUUUUUUGCCUUUUGGGGGUUGGCACGUCUGGGAUGUGGUCUGCUUCCGUAUAAAUUAUACAUUCUUAGGAAUGUUUUGCAUUUAUGUAAUAGUUAACAGUUGUUGAGAAAUUUAGUUGUUGCUUAGACCUUCUGCACAGAGACCCUCGCAGUCGGGAGGUUUUUUGUUUUACGCUCGCUUGGCGCCGCUCUCCUUUGAGUUAUGCACCUAUCAAUGUAAACCCUGUGGGGGGAGGAGUGCGGGCAAGGGGUGGGGAUUUGACAAAUUUUAAAAUUUUUUGAUCAAAUUCCCCAGGGUGGGAAACGAAAGGUUAAUCAAAAGUGUCAAAAAAGCCCCCACCCCAGGGGAAAAAUUUAAACAAACAAUACUAGAAUACUAUAUAAAACGAAUAAAAGAACAUUUCAAAAGUACGCUCUUACUACUUUUGUUUAAGGUUAACGCAAGUUCCGUUAAAUUACUCGCUGUAAUUAAGUAUUUUCUCUCUCCACUAGCAUCUCUUAUUUUGGACAACAUAAUCGCUCCAGGAAGAUUGACCGUGCUAUUAUAAUAUUAAUGAAACGUAAAAUGCUUUAUAACAGUAGUUAUAGAAAUGGGUAUCCUAGCUGACUCUUCGAAUUCCCAGAAUUUCAUUAAAUCAAAUAAUAAAAUCCCAGAAUAUGCACGGGACUACAAAAAAGAAUACCUUUUUAUUAUAGGAAUAGAUAAAGAAUUUAAGUAUUUUGUUGAGCAUAUUAAUGAGUCACCUACUGGCUUAUUUGAGAAUCACAGAGUUGAUAGAAUUAAGUAUUUUAUGAAAAGAUUUUUAAAAGGACAAGAAAGGGGCAAACUUAAAGAUAUUAGUAAUUUUGAGAUUAACAAUAUUGAUGUUGAUAACUUGAUUAAGAUUAAGAAGAAUUUUCUUAAUUUUAAUCAAUAUAUUAAUUUUUGUAAAUAUUGUUAUGAUGAUGAUGAUGAACCUUUUAUUGAUCCUUAUCCUGGUUUCAAAAAUAUUUAUGAUGAUUUCGAAUUACUUUUUAGUAAGUUUAAAAUUAAAUACAAAGAAUUUACUUAUGAUAGUGAUAGUGAUAGUGAUAGUGAUAGUGUUUAAACUUAUAACAUUUUUUGUUACAAGUUUUAAAAAUGACUUAAAAGAAAGAACAUUUUAAAUUAAAAGAAUGGAUAAUAAUUUUCAGCAAAUUUUUACAAUUCAUUUUCCUGAAAAACAAGUUUAUAUUGAACACACUUUUAAAACAUUAGAGGAAAAAAUGAAAGAAAUUAAAGGGAAUAAAGAUCAUAGAUUAUAUAAUAUGUUAAAAGAUAACCCAAAUCCAGAAAUACGAUUUGAGUGUUAUAGAGACCAAAGUUACAAUGAAAAGUUAGUAGCUUCUAAUUAUAAAAAAAAUUAUUAUAAAAUACUUAACUAGUUUAAACAAUAUAUAAAAUGGAAGAGUUAUUAAAGGAAUUUGAAGAUAUGGGUUGUGAAGUUGUGGUUGGAUGGAAAGAGAAAAAAAAAAUUACGAGUGAAGCAAUGAAAAAAUUAAAAGCGAGUGGUGAUGAGAAAAAGAUUAAAUUAGCAAAACGAUUAGCUAGGUAUUAUGGUAUUUUUCAUAAUAUUGGUUAUAUAACAACAAAUCCUGAUUUUCUUUUUGAAGAAGAUAAGUAUGGUCUGCAUUAUAUUUUUUCUUAUUUAGAGUGUUUUGUUGAUACUGCAAAGAUAAGUAUUGCUGGUGUUAUUAAAGCUCUUGGAAAUGAUGAGCAAAUAGAUCCUUUUUGUAAAUAUCUUAUGUUUACUCAUAUGUAUACUCCAGAGCAAGUAAAAGAAAUAGGACAUGAAGAAAUAUAUAGAAGGGAACAAAAGUUUGAAGAAGAUGAAAUUAAUUAGUAUUACGGGGUUUUCAGCAAAAGAAUUAGUAUAAACAACUAAUAAAAAUGGAACCAAGAUCAAAAGAAACUACUCCUACAAAAGAGGAUUUGGAUUUUAUAGUUGAUGAUGGUUAUAGACAUGAUGUGGAUCCAGAUUAUGUUCCAAACGAAAAGUAUCUUGUUAGUGGAAAAGAGUUUAAAAAGUUAACACGAAAUGCUAAAAAACUUGGUGCUGAAUCGCUUGAUUAUUCAACACGAAAAAAUAAUAAAUACAUGGCCACUCUUUCAAGUGGAAAAAAAGUACAUUUUGGAUCGCCAAAAUAUCCAGACUAUCUUAUUCAUCAGGACAAAGAUAGACGAGAUAAAUAUCUUUCUAGAGCUACAAAGAUAAAAAAUAAACAGGGAGAGUUAACUUAUAAUAAUCCCGAAUCAUCAAACUUUUGGUCAAUUAAUUUACUUUGGCCUAAAAAGUAAUUUAAAAGAAAACAAAAAUAUAAUAAAAUGAGUUCAAAUGGUAAUGUUGAUUUAAAUAGUCUAUCCAAUGAUAUUGAUUUAAAUUAUAAAAAUAUUAUUAAUUUAGGUUGCGAAGAAGAUAUUAAUUUUAAAAAAGAACUUAUAAAAGUUUUAGAAGAAAUUUUAGAAAGAUUAUAUUCUAUAGAUGUCACAAUUGCAAAUAAAUAAUUGCUUAAAGAUUAAAUUAUUAUAAUAAAAGAUGCAGUUGUCCAGUUACGAAAAUAUUACUCAAGACAAUAUUAUCUUUAAUGAAGCCAAAGAAUUCAAAGUCAAAGAUAGCAAGAUCAAAUACAAACGUAUCCCAAUUGAAAUCAAUUAUCCAAAUGGAAAGAAAGGAGCUUUGGUAGUUGAAUCUCCAGUUCUUUUCUCUUUUGGAGUAAGUGAAAAGAAAAAUCAAGAAACAGGUAAGUUAGCUGGUUAUAGUAUACCAGUAUUUCUUUGGAGUAAAGAUAGUGCCCCAAAUCCUAAAGAACUAUCAUUUUUUGAAACCCUAAACACUGUUGUUUCAAUGUGUCAAAGUCAUUUAGAAAAUGAAUAUGGUGUAGAUUUAGCAUCAUCUCUGUCUUCACCAUUUUAUUACAAACAAAUAGAAUAUAUAGAUAAGAAAGGAAAGAAGAAAACAAAAGUUGAUGAAUCAUCCACACCAGUUCUCUACGCAAAACUUAUUUACUCUGAAAAAUCAAAGAAAAUAUUAUCUUUGUUUAAGGGAAAGGGAGGUGAGGAUUUAAAUCCUUUUAAAUAUAUCAAUCAGUUUUGCAAUGUUAAAUUGGCAUUGAUAAUUGAAGGAAUCUUUAUAAGUAAAACUGUUACAUCUUUACAAAUAAAAGUACAUGAGUGCUAUGUCAAACCACUAAAACCUAGAGAGACUUUACUAACAAUUGACGAGGAAGAGAGUGAAGGUGAAGAGAUAACUGAUCAAGUAGUUGACGACUUACUUUCAUCUGAUAAAGAAGAAAAUGAGUAGAUAAUAGGAUUUUAUUUUUAAUACAAAAUUUGUAUUAAAAAUCAACCAAAUCCUUAGAACUUACCCAUGAGUUAAAUUUAUCAGGAUAUCCACUCCAUUUCACUAAUGCCAUUUUUUUCUUAUUAUCUCGUCUGAUAAUCUUUUCUAUUCUAAAUGUUUGCUGUUUUGCUUUUCGCAAUUCUUGCUCAUAGAAAGAACCCUUAAUCUCUUCUCCCAUCAAAUCAAUAAUGUUAUUUGUAACAGGUUUUGUAGGUAAAACUUUGUUAAUCACAAAUAUCUCCUCUGUCCAGUUUGGUGUGUAACCUUUAUCAAAUACCUUUCUCUUAUACUUAGAAAUUCUAACACGAUCACCAACCGCAAACUUUGAUUUACCAGGUUUUAAGUAAAUAGAAUCACCAUCCAAAUUAGACCAAACUUUACUUUUAUUUUUCUUUUUACUUGCUUCAACAGGAGUCAUUUUUAUACUGGAAUGUCUCGAAUUAUUGUAAUCAUUAACUAGUUUAUCUAACUUAUCCCAGUAAACAGUGUUGUUAUUAACUGUAAACAUUUUCCACAUUCUGUUUUUCAUUGUUUUAUUCCAUCUCUCAACAACACUAGAUUUUUCUUCGUUUUCAGUGUGAUACAGUUUAAUUCCUUUACUUUUCAGAAAAUCUUUGAAAUGUUUACUGAUAAACUCAGAACCUUUAUCUGUCCAUAGCAUCCUUGGUUUACGUUUACUUUUAAAUAUGUCAUCGAAUGCUUUACUAACAGUUUCAGUUUUCUUAUUUUUUUAAUGCCCUAAUCCAACCAUACUUGCUAAACACAUCAAUAACCAUCAACAAAUAUUUAAUCCCUUUGUUCCACCUACUAAACUUUUGCAUUUCAACUAAAUCAGCAGCCCAGAUCUCAUCAAUCCCGUUUGAGACUACUGAUCUCUUUUGAAAGUUUCUUGUGAUUGGUUUGUGAAGUUCGUCGGCUAAUUGUUGAGACCAAUCACUACUCAACGCCGCUUUACGUUUUUUGUUCCCAUUCCAAGUUUUUGUUUAGUAUUAAUUAUUGUUCUAGCAAACCAAUGUCCUCAUUGUCUUUUUUUCCAAGGAAUUGCAUCUAGUGAUUUUACCAUUUUUUUAUCUGCAGUAUGUUUGCAUUUUAAUUGUUCACUUUUGGGAAGGUUUCCACAAACUGUGUAAUCCACAUCAUGUUGCAUACUAACUGCACCAGUUGGUCCUGUUGGUUGUUGAUAGAUUUCUAGUAUAUUUCCCUCAUCAUCGUGACUAAGUUGGUCCUCAAGAGGAUUUCCAGGACCAGUAUAAUUAUGGCCUGGUAUAGUUAUUCCUCUAUAAGGUGCAACUUUUAGUAUUUGUUUGUGAAUGUCAACUCCUGAACCAUAUUUGUUUUUAAUCUCUGCUAUAGAUUUGUAUAUUUUGUUGGUUCCUAAUCCACCACUGAAAAAAUCUUUUACAUGAGCAUAACCAAUUUGUUUACCAUUUUGCUUGACAAUCAUGAUGGGAUUUCCUUCUUUCAGAUAAAAUUUUUUACCAUGACUACGAAACACAGUUGUAUCACCUGUCCAGAAAUUGGAAGUAAAUAUGCCAUCUUCUGAAUUAACAACACCUUUGGCAAUAUCACCAGACCAAUAAUCUUUGAAUACUUGCUUUGUUUGAGGAAACAAGGUUUCUGAUAUUUUUUGUCCCACAUUUAUUCCUGUUUUGAUUGGACCAAAAGCAUCACCAACACCUUUGGACGCCAUCACUGACGGGCUGAUUAGUUUUUUGACUUUCGUUUUCUCUUUUUACCACUUCCAGUUUGAGAAGCUGUUCCAGUUUUUACAUAUCUAACUUUUUUGUUUCCACAAACUGCACAUCUACAAAAGAAUUGAGUUCUACCUCUUUUAUCUUGUUGGUAACCACUUGGCUCUGUACAAGGAGUUACUCUUUUAUCUACAGUGCAAUAUGAUUCUUUCAUUUAAUAUAAUGUUUAGAUAAAAAUAUGUCUAUUUUGCGAUAAAUAUUAGCGAUAAAAAAUCACGACGUUUCGACCUCCCGAGGUCAUUUUCAAGUGUAUAAAAGUUCUCUAAAAUUAGCAUAGAUAAGUUAAAAGCAAGUUAUAAUAGAUAAAAAUGUGGUGAACGCUAAAAUGUGAUAAAAUAUGUAAAAAUGUAAAAAGUGCUAACAAAAAUAUUUAUAAAGUCAAAAAACAAUGGAAAUAAAACAAUGUUAACAAGAACUACUCUAAACAAAUAAUUUGGCGCGAAUUGAAUCGCACUGUUUGUUAAGUGUCGGUCUCAGUUCUUGGAUAAAAACAUUUCAAAAAUAAGGCAGUCAAAUUUGUUCUGACACUUUCUUAAGAUUCUAAAACUUUGUGCGAUGUCUUCAGGCUCCAUAUCAUGCUGCUCUCUGAGGUGGUUUCCGAUUGCCGAUCCUUUGUGUUCUUCAAUUCGUUGGUGUAGGUGUCGGCACGUGUAGCCGACAUAACCUGCAUCACACAGGCUACACUGGAAAGAAUACACCACGCAUUGUUGACUCACAAGAGGCGGCUUGUCUUCCUUGACCUUAAUUUCAUCUUUGAUCUUCCUACUUGUGUAAACUGGGCUGAUGUCUGCGUUGAUCUUCCUACUCAGGUCAGCCAGCUGUUUACGUACAACGUUUGCUGAUUUCUGGUCUUUGAAGGGCAACACGAUUCUGAUUGGGGCUUCUCUUUUAUCAGCCACUUGGGUGUGUGAAUCCUCGGACACUUUGGAUUCAAUGAAUUGGCGAAUGGUUGACUGCACAAGGUCGUCUGGAUAGCGCAGUCGGGAGAAGAUCUCUUUAAGGCGUUCACAUUCCUCGUGAAAAAACUUCCACGUAGACGAGAGUUUAAACGCACGGUUAAGCAUGGUGUUCAGGAGUGACCGUUUGUAUCUGGCGUCAACGUGACUGUGGUAGUGUAGUAGAAGUCCAGUGUCCGUUGGUUUUCUGUAAACCGUGGUGUCUAGGCGGCAACCAUUCCUGAUAACAUUCAUUCCGAGAAAGGGAAGCUUGCCAUUUUCUUCGAGCUCCAUUGUAAAAUUGAUAGAACACCAUGCUGGAACAAAUAAAAUGACUAAUAAUCUAAACAUGGAUAAUAAAAAAAUAAUUAACCUUAGACCACCAACAUCAAACACAGAUGCAACAACCAAAAAGUAUGUGGAUGAUAACACAGGUGCCCCAGAUUUAAGUGGUUACUUGGAAAAAGAUGGUACAGUCGCUAUGACUGGAGACUUGAAUCUUAACAACAAUAAAAUAGUUGGUCUCGCAACUCCAUCAUCAAACACAGAUGCUGCCACCAAAAAGUAUGUGGAUGAUAAUGCCGGAAGUCCAGAUUUGAGUAAUUAUUUGAAAAAAGAUGGUACUGUUCCUAUGACUGGAGACUUUAAUGUUGGUAAUAAUAAAAUAAUAAAUCUUAGUAAGCCAACCCAAGACAAUGAAGCGGUAACUAAAGAUUAUGCUGACAAACUAGUUCAUCACACUGCAGUUCAACCAAGCCAUUACAACGACCAGUUUGCUUAUCUUAUGUCUAGUGCGGCACAAUGGACUGAUGAAAUAGAUACUGGAACUAGUUUUGUUAUAAAAAGAAUAGGAGACUUAUCUCCUUCUAAAGGUAAUUUUCAUAACUAUAACCACCAAGUAAUUUUUGUAACAAUAAACAAAAGUUCUCAAGGUGGAUAUAAGUACAAAAUGGGAAUCAACUUUUACAGGUUAACUGCAAAUGCUGAUUACACACUGUGUUUGGAAAUACUCAACACUGAUUAUCAACUGUGGCAUAAGUCUCAAAUAAGUGUAGACAAAGGAACUUCAACAGGAUUAUCAAUUGAAAAUGUUAGUGUAAAGAAACUCUCCCAUAGGUACAGCGAUUCAAAGGGACAAGCACAAUUUAUGUAUUAUCACAGAAUAAUAGUUAAUUUUAAGAAGUUGUCAUCCGGUAAUAAGUUCUUUCUUCAUAUUUUGGUUAAUAUACCACAAGAUGGAACUGACCCGGCUGUGUAUCCGAGACAGUUUCCAGGAGUUUAUAUAAUUACUUAUGGAAUUGUGGGAAAAAUUAGCAAUAUCGAUCCAGAUAAAGUUUACGACUAUCACACCGCAUUUGAUAUCAAACCAACAGAAGUGAUGUACAAUGUUGAUAUAAAUGCAAAUAAUAAAAAAAAUAUUAAACAUUAAUCUUGAUAGAAACAGUAACAAUAGUGCAGCAACAGUUGGAAUGGUAAAUGAAAUUCAUCCUUUUACAAAAAAUUAUAUUUAUAGAAAAUAUUUUGAAGAUUUUUUUGACUUUAAUGAUUCAAACAUUUACGUUUUACAUAAAACUUCAUCUGGGGUUGUUUUUAAUUCAUUAUCUUCUAUUACAGGAAAUUCUGCAAGAAAUAUUACAUUUCCAACUAAAACAAUUGAUAACAUAAAAAAUGGUGGAUUAAAUGUUAAUGGAUAUACUAUUUCUUAUUCAUCAGCUAAUAAACUUACAAGCUACACUUUAUGUAUUGUUUUUACUCUUUGGAGAAAUAGAAAUUUUAGUAUAACUAAAAAAGAUGAAAAUAGUAAUCAAACUUUAUUUUUUUUAUACUAUCUUAAUGUAAAUAAUACAUUAAAUUUACAUAUUAGUAAUACAAGAAAAAAUAUAGUAAUUCCAAGUAGUUUUAACGGACAAAAAGUAGUUUUAUGGUUAACAGAAAGUAUUAAUAAUCAUGUUACAAAAGUUAAAAUAAGUAACUACUCCUCAGAAAUAGUUGCUAAUGUUGUUAGUCAUUCAAAUAACCAAAAAUUUGAAUUUUUAAAUCAAGAUGGAGUAAUAGAAAAAUUUAUGUACUCCCCAAACUUUUACGAUACAGACUCUAUAGAAAAUCAUAAAAUAAUACUUCAAGAAAAGUUAAAUGAAACUUAUAUAUUAUAGAUAUAAAAUGAAGGAUAUCUUUGAAUUUAAUCACAUAGACAAAUAUCUUUCAGAAUCAGACGUUAAAACCCUCAAAGACUUUUAUAGUCAUUACCAUCAGAAAUACUGGUGUUUUAAGCGGUCUUAUAAGAGUUAUAAAUUUCUUGAUAAUUUUUUUACAAUCUCUGGAAUAUGCUUGGUUGCAAUAGGAACUAUUCCCGGUGGAAUAACCCUAAACCCUGUUGUUCUUGGAGUUGUAAAUGGUGCUGGAGUUAUUGUUGCUGGAGUAGGAAAGAAAAAUAAUUACAAAAGAAAAAUUGAGAUGACAAGGAUUGCAUUUACUACUUACGAGAAAGUACUUGUUGAACUACGAGCAGCUCUUCGGGGAGAUGAGUGGAACAAAGAAGAGUUUGUUGAUCGUAUGAAGUUAAUAGAUGAAAUAAUAAUCGAUCAGACUCCAAUAGCAGAUAGAUUUGAUAGUAGAUAUAAAAAAAGGUUUAAAGAUUAAUUUACUAACAUUAAAAGGGAUAAUUUUGGAAAGAUUGAAAAUCAAUUAAUUAGUUCUUACGAAUCAGCUUUAGCCGUAGAAGGAAGAGAAAUAUGUAAAGAAGUUGAUUCUAUACUUGGAGAUUAUGAUGACUUGGUAGUAGAAAAAGCUAAUACUUAUUGUCUUUUUCUUACCCAUCCAGAAAGAUUUGGUUUUGAUCCAAAAUUGGUUAAAAGAUGUAAAAAGUAUUUAGAUGAUAUGAGAAACUAUAGAGAUAUCAAAUACGCUUUAGAACAUAUUUCAAUAACAAGAAAAUUGGUUUAAAGAAUAAGAUGUUAAAUAGUAUAUAAUUCCUAGUUGUUUAUUUAUAAAAGAUUUUUCUAACAUGUUUGCCAUUUUAUUUCUAAAUAAAUAAUUAUUUAGAAAUUAGAUGUUUUUCUCAAUUCUAUGAAUAACUUUAUAAUGUCUAUUUAGAGUUUUUUUUAUUAAGAAAUGCUCUUGUGCAAUAUUCACAAGGAAUUCGCACGCCAGCCAUAUAUUUAUGAAUAAGUUUGCUGAUCUUAUCAUAAUCAUUACUUAGUAUGAAUGCAUAAUUAUUUUCACGGUACUUUUCUUUCAUUUUUAGUUGUGAUUCUGUAACACAGUAAUUAUUAGUUGGUGAUUUGAAUUCGAUACAGAGACCUUUAUAAUAUUUGUGAUAAUCAAGAAUCAUUAGAUCUGGUUGACCUCGUUGAUAUCCUUUUUUAUAAGAAUCUAGUCUUUUAUCCUCUGUAUCUUGAUUCUCUCCCAGUCCGGCAACUAAUAUAGAUUCAGGAUAAUAAUUUCUAAUUAGUUGAACAACUUUGUAAUGAAGAUCAGUUUCAUUUUCAAUUUUAAACAUUUUGUUUUUCGGGUUGUCAAACAUUUUAAAAUAACCAUAUUUUCUUAUUGAUGGAAGUACUUGUGAGGUAACCCAUUUUUUGAACUUUUGGGCGGUUUCUAAUUUAGAGGAUAAAACAAGUGAGUAGAAACCGGAUUCAUUUAAAAAAGUAUACCAUCUAACCUGACCCGUCGUUUCGACGGGGCAGCUUUUUUGGUCUUCAUAAUCAACAUGUUUUCUAAUUGCUUGAUUAGUGUCUUUAUAUCCAAGUAAUUGAGCAACAUCUUCUCCACAAAACCAGACAUUUUGCUGAUUGUCUAAAUAAGAUGUUAACUCAAUUCCUAAAUCAACAUUUUUAUUUUUUUUUCCAACAUAUUUGACAUUUAUAUUAUCAUUUUUAUCUUUAAAUAUUAAUUAAUUUUCUAUUUAAAAAUAAAUAGAAAAUGUUGUAAACCAAUCCAUCUUUAUUUAUUCUCUUUAAACCAAUUAGAUGCUUGUAAUUCACUAGCUGAUAUUUCAUCCAAGGGUUUUCUUAUUUUUUUCGUAUAAGUUGUUACAACAGUUACUAAUGGUGCUUUGUUACAAAACCAAGUAAUGAUUUCUUUAAAUAUUUCUAUUGGGAUUUUUUCAUUUAAAAUAAUAUAAUCACACAUCAUAAAUGUUAACUGAUUAGAAUUUAAAAAAUAUGUUAUUGAGUUUUUAUCCAUCAAACCACUUUUAUAAACUCCCGUUUCCUUCUCUACAAUUGACCCACCAAUGUUUUCUGGCCCAAUAUAAAAACUUCCUGCAUGUAUUUGAUCAUUCAUUUACUUAUUUAAAUUAUUUUUUUAAACUAUUUUUCUAUCUACACAUAAGAUAGAAAAUGAUAAACACAAUUGUGCAUUAUGUUAACUUUUAUUAUCCUUUUUAUAAACAUCUUCCCUAUCCUGAAAAUCUUAUAAAAACAUCACUAAUUUACAGAUACUUCUAUGAAGUUUAUUUUAAAGAAAAUAUAGAUAUAGAAAAAAUAUUUUAUAGAAUAGAAGAUAGAUCUAUUAAAUCUAAUAAUCCUGUUCUAAAUAAUCAUCUAAUGUUUUAUAGAGCUUUUAAAUCUUUUCAUAAACAUUACAAAAUUGGAAGAGGAUGUGUAUACACAUUUGACUCUCCAAUAAAUAGUGAAGUAUUAGGUUACCCAACUGGAAUAAGUUACUGGAUUUUUCGUAAAGGAUUAAAAUAAUAUAAUCAUUUAAUAAAAAUGGCAGCUGUUAUUAUAAAACAAAAAGAUGUUGAACGUCUUGGUAAAGAAUUAUUAAAUGAAAUGUUUGAAUUUUUGCAUGAUGAGUAUAUACUCACUAAUUUUGAAGAAAUUAAAGAAGUAAAAAAAGAAUUUCUAAAUAAACUUAUAUUGAAUCAUAUUAAUACAUUACACAGAAAAUUUGAAAUAACAUGAAAAAAGAGAAGAAUUAAUUAACCUAUUUAAUUUUAAAAAAAGAGAAAAAUAAUUGAACUAAUUAAUGGUAAAAAAUCAUUUCUAGAAGAAUUAUAUGGACUAAUUUAUACUAAAAAAUCAUUUCUAGAAGAAUUAAAAGAAAAUGCUAUGAAAGAUGGUGGUGUUGAUACUGAAGGAAUAUACCAUACUUUAAAUUCUCUAAAAAUAGAUGAAGAUUUAUAUUAUAAAACAAAAACAGUUUUAGAUAUUUUUAGAGUAUUUGAAACUGGUUAUAUUUACUUAGGAGAUUAAAUUUUUUUAUAUUUUUUAAAAUAUAAAAAAUUAUUUCUUAUCUAAACCUAACAAUCUCCUUGCUUCUUCUACUUUUAAUUCUUUUAGGUAAUCAUCUUUUGAUACUCCAUCUGGUGGACUAGCGUCUUCAAAAAAAUAUUCAAAUAUAUCACUAUCAUCAGAUGAAUAAAACAAAUCUUUUGCUUCAAUUUCAGGUGAUUCAACAACUCGCUUACUCAUUUUUAUUUUUAAUCAUUAUAACUUAACCACCACUUUUCAUAAAUCUCUAAAGUUUGUGGGGAAAUCUUAAGAUAAAUUAGUUUAUACUUUUCACAUCCCAUCUCCUCCAAAAGUUUUUUAAUUAAAUAAAAAAUACUUAUCAUUCUCUUUCUAAAGUAUUUUUUAUUUAGUAUUUCCAUGGUGUAAUUAUCUAUUUUCAUUAGUUUAUCAUAAAGUUCACAUUUUAUUUCAUCAGUUAGGUUUAUUAUUUUAGAAAUUUGAUUAACCCUUUUCUCAUAGUGAUACUUCCUAUGAUAAAUACUCUUUUUUCUAAAAUAUAAUCUAUCGUAAUCUUUAACAUCGUAAAAGCCUAAUACAUGCCCGUUUGCUACUCCACAGUAAUCACAGAUUUUAUAACCAGAAUCAAUGGUAAAACAUUCACUAUUUUGACAACUACAACAUUUAGAUUUUCUACUAACUUCCUCUUCAGGUUUACUAGUAUAAUUAUACAAUAUUUCUAGAUAUUUUUUUAUUUCUUCUUCUGUAUAUGUCAUUUAUUAUUUAUUAUUUUAUUACCUUAAAACUAUCGUUUUUACUUUUCCUAAGAGGACUUCGCGUUUAUCGUCUUCAUUACUUAGAGCUACUUUGUUAACUUCUUUUGAAUAUAUAUCAUGAUUUUCACUUCUUAUUAUUUUCAUCUUUCUCAUUUCUUUUCUUCCCAAAAAUAAACAUUGAACAUAGUCAUCAAAAUCUAAUUUCUUUUUUACAACAUUUUUCUUUAUUCCUUUACAUUUACGUACUUCUUUAUCUUCUUCAAUUCUAAAACUGUAAAGUUUGGGUUUCAAUCCAACAAAACAAGUAAUUUGUUUUCCUGCUACUUCAUCUUUAAACAUCCCUAUCACUUUUUUGUUAACUCCUGUUAGUAUUCCAGAUUUAUGAUUAGGAGGAUAAUCAGACGUGUCAAACUUGGUUAUUAUGUCAUUUGAUAUAUCUUUAUAAAAAUCAUCUGUUUUAAUCUGGUACAUCAACGAGUCGGUAUCUGUAAACAAUAACUCAGCCUUGUUUCCAUAUUUAUUUUUGAUGUAGUUAUAAUGAAAAUCAAACAUUAAUGUUUUUGAUAAAUCUAGAAUUGCUUGACCAACAUAUACUGGUUUGUUAAAAUAAACUUCAGUCUUCUUCAUAUGGACCGCAAUAAGAUGAUUAUCAAAUAUUGUUGCUCUAUCAAAGUUUGGUCUACUUGAUAGUUUUGCAGCUUUUUUACGAUUAUCAAUAAGUUCUAUAUUUUGUCUUUUCCUUAUAUUUUCUAUUGUUUUUCCAAAUACUGAAUUAUUCAUUAGUUUGAAAAAGUCUUUCUCAAAACUGUUGGCUGCUGUCUUUCGAAGUUCUGUAUUUUUUCUUAUAUAUGGUUCCAUCCAAGAACUUUGAUAGAAUGAUAUUCCUCUAUGAACAGCAGUUAUUCUCAUUCCCAUCUCAAGAUAUUGUCUAAGAUUCUGAUAAUGUACAACAUAGUUUUUUCUUAGUUUAAAAUGACUAAUUAGUUUUUCAACACCAUUAACAAUCAUCUUCUCAGGUGCUAGAGGAUAGUCAUUAUGAUCUUCCCAUAAGUUGGAAGGGUAUUCCAAAUCAACUUCAAAUAUAUAGCCUUUUUUUCCACGAUUAAACAUACUAUGAUUUGCUUUCUCUAAAAUUUCCAUUACCUUUUCUUUUGUUAUAUCUUUCAUCCAUUUAAAUCCAUGUGUAGGAAGUUGUUGAGACAUUGCCCAACUGUAAAGAUUGUUUGCAUCCAAAUAUUGAAUAUAACUAGACUCCUCAUCAGGAUUAUAAUCUUUCAUGUAUUUAUUAUUCGCCUCUGCAUAUCUUUUUGAUAUGUGUGUUAUUCCACCACGAAUACCUCGCUCAAACAUCAUUAACAUAUCAUAAUCAUGUAGUAACUGUAAUUCCUGACCUGUUUCUUUGAGACAUGCAUCCCAAGCUAGACCAGGAGAUGUGAAAUAAUGAGCUGGAUCUAGUUUGUAAUGUUUUAGGCAAGUUUUUCUAAAGUUUUCAAAUACAUCUGACAGAAGAAGGACAUCAGACUUUAGGUAAAGAUUAUGAUAAUCUCUUAUUGUUUUACAUUCAAAGGUAUUCCAUACAUUAAUAGCAUGUUGGUAAUCAUCAUCACUUAUUUCUUCAUCAUUUAGUUUUGAAUAGAAUUCUUCUCUUGGGGGUAAUUGUGUUUCGGAUAGUUUUUCAAGUGAUGAAACAUAGUCAUAGGGAUAAACUCCCUUACGAGUUAGUAGAUUUACAUUUUUCUUAAAUACUUGUUUUGUAUUAUGAAAAUCAUCUGGUUGUAAAUUUGAAACAAGAUUGGCAAGUGAUGUUUGAAGAAACUUGAAUGAAUCCAAAAAUCGUAUUUCAAAAUUUAUUGGAACCAUUUGACCAGUUUUAUUAGACAUAUACUCAUCAACUUUAAUACUUUUUGAAAACGAAAUAUAUUUUUCUUCCGUAGAUGGAAUACAGUUCAAAUUACCUGGUAAUCUAGCAAGUUGUUUUAUAAACAAAUGAGCAUCAUAUCCUUGAAGAUUAUGAAAUAUAACUGGAAGAACUAAUGGUUUUCGGCACUGCAAAUUACAACUGUUACGAGCUGCACCACGGUACUGACCGGUAAAAUGACAAUGAUCUCUAACUUUAUCUUCUUUUAAUUCUUUAUUACAAAUAUGGCAAAUUUCUGCUUCAUCAAAUAGUUUUUGUUCGGCUCGAGUUAGUCUAAGAGGUUUUGGUCUACGAUAAAAAUCGUUAUAAAUACCUUUAGUUACUUCUGUAAGUUUUUUUACAAAUACUUUUGAUAUAUCUUAAUCUUCUUUUGUUUUUGUAUAAAUUAUCGGUUUAAUUUUUUUAUCAACUAUUCCUUUAACAUAAAAACAAAAUCCUGAUGGUUCAUGCUUUUGGUAGUUGUAAUUAUAAGAUUCUUUUGGAUUAGGACUGCAAGUAUUCAUUGGUUUGGUAAAGCAUUCAAAAUCUGCAUAAACUACAAAAGGAAUAGGAAGUUGUUUAUAGUAAUUUUUGAAAUAUAACAUUGUGUUUGGUUCAGGCAUUUUUACACAAGCUGUUUCAUUGUUAGAACAAUAUUUGAUAUGUUUUUCUAAUAAUUCUUCUUUAGUGAAAUGAGUAAAACACUUUUUACAAAUAAAUAUUUUACCAUUCUUACUUGCAGUUUUUUGUGACUUUAUCAAACGAUUAAAAUCUUUAAUUAGUGAAUAAUGAGAAAAACCAUCUUCUUCGUACAAAAAUAAAUCAAUAGUAUUUAAACAAUCUCUAUUUGCCAUUCUCAAAGGAUAAAUAAUCAUACCAUCAUUUGAAAAAACAUUAAUUCCUGGAAGUUCUGGAUUAAGUUUUUCAAAUUUGGUGAUGUCUUUUAAUUUCAUACGAAAAGUAAUACCUUUAGUGUUAAGUGAAAAUUCAUACUUCUUUAAAUCUAACAAUCCACUAUCAUUAUCUUUUUUUGGAUGAAGAUAUCUAAGUAUACACCAAAGAAAGCAUUUCUCAUCUUUGUUUUUAAUAUUAACAAUUGCUUUUUUAUUUGAUAUCCAAUUUGGAAGAGAAAUGUAAGAUGAUCCCUUUGUUGGAUUAUAUUCAACCGUAUGAAUUUCAAGUUUUUCCACUUCUUUAAAAUACCAACCACUUCCAUUUUCACGAUAUGCUUCUAUUCCUCCUUCAAUACCAUCUAUACUUUUCUGAAUUAAUUCGUCUACAUCUGUUGAUUUAUUAUUAAUAAGUGUAAAUGAAUUAAAGUAAGAUUUACCUUCUUCUAAUCCUACAACACCAACAUUUUGUUGAAUAUUUUGUUUUUCCAUAAUACAAACUAAAAUCAUCCUAAAUUUUAUAUUUCGAUGAUAAGCAAAAAAAUCUUUUAAAGUUUUAUAUAUACGCUCAAAAAACUGCGUUGGAGUAAGACCAGGAAUUCCUUGAAUAGUAUACUUAACAGCAAAGUCUUCAAAAGCUGAUUUUUCUUUUUCAAGUCCUUGGUCAUAUUCUAAAAUAGCUCGCUCAAGAGCUUCACGCAAAUAAGAAGGAGUAUCUUUGGGAAUUUUCUAUUUUUAAUACAUUCCUCAAAAUACUCGUCAAAUGUUUUUAUCUUUUUCUUUUUAGAAGGGAUUUUGACGGGGGGUUUAUUUUUUUUGAGUUUCUUUUUUAUAUCUAUUCCUUGUUUUACUUUUUCUCUAGCUUCUACCAAUUUUUUAUAUUGUUUAAUUAAUUUUCUUCUUUCUCCUAAUUCCUUAUAAUCUUUCUUAAGUUCUUCUCUUUCUUGUGUUAUUAUAUGUCUUAUUUCAUCCAGAGAUAAAUUCUGAAAUUGUUUAUCUGUUAUUAAGGGUUGAGAACCCUGAAAACCAUUAACUGACUGGUUAGACAUGACGUCUUAUAAUAAGAUUAUAUUAUUAGACGUAAAUGUUUAAGUUAUAAUUAAACAUAUUGUCCUUCCCCAUAAUAAUCACUAACAAAAAAUUCAACUUUUAAUUUAUUAUAAAAUUCACAUAAAAGUAAACAAAAUUCUCUAUCACCUAGUUUAUCAUAUUCUUCAAUAUAAUUUAAAAUCAUAUAAACAUUUCUAUAACAUGAGUUAUCAUCUUCUUCAAAAUUAUAUAUCAUAUUUUGGUAAAAUUCUUCUAUAUAUAAAAUAUCAUUUUUCUUUAAAAUAAAAUUACUAAUAUCUUUAAGUUUGCCCCUUUCUUGUCCUUUUAAAAAUCUUUUUAUAAAAUACUUAAUUCUAUCAACUCUGUGAUUCUCAAAUAAGCCAGUAGGUGACUCAUUAAUAUGCUCAACAAAAUACUUAAAUUCUUUAUCUAUUCCUAUAAUAAAAAGGUAUUCUUUUUUGUAGUCCCGUGCAUAUUCUGGGAUUUUAUUAUUUGAUUUAAUGAAAUUCUGGGAAUUCGAAGAGUCAGCUAGGAUACCCAUUUCUAUAACUACUUAUAACAUCUGCUCAACAUGUCGGAACAGGUCGGAUCAGUGACCCGUAAAAAAUCCUCUGACUUUCAUGGUAAAAUUCGAUUUCAAUCGAGGUUUACAAUCAGAUGGGAACUUGAAGAUAAAAACUUUCUCAAAAUAAAUAUUAUCUGUUUAGACGACAGUGUAAAGUAUCGGAUUAUGGCGAUUAAAACAAAUGAAAACUUCAUACCUUUCUCCAACAGCGUGACUUUCAGAAAGCCUCGAGGGACGGACUAGGUAACCGCUUCUGAAUUGAUACCAGGCUUCUAUCGGUCAAAGUCAAAUGUCCCGACCCCGGGGUCGCUUCACACGAUCAAAAGCCCGACAGGGGGAUAGUCUCAGGCAUCAAAUCCCCUCCCAUUGCCCGCACUCUCCCCCACGGGAUUUACCUUGAUAGGUGCAUUACUAACAAAUCGUGCCCCCGUAUUACUCAUUCCUAGCAUGGUGAUUAUUGUUAAGCUACCUUGACAAAACUGUUAAACCUGUAUAAUUUGCAAUUAUUUUGUUCAGCAGUUACACUCUUCAUCCCACAUCAAAAUUUGCCAUGAAUUUGUAAACAAGGGCUGUGACUUUGAGAAAAAAAAAUGGCAUGGGUGAUUUAAUAGCGAAAAACCUGAAACUUCUACAGAACUUUUUUAAGUUCAUGUAAACAACUUUCACUCCCCCUAGGUGAUUCCUCUUCAAACUUAUUGUCUAUUUAAGGUUUAAGAGAGGACUGGUCUUGAGUGACUGUUCAGACAGUUGUAGGAAAACCUAACAGAAGGUGCAACGGUUCACUACAGCAAAGGGCUCAGCAGUGACUCCGUGGGGGGUCAGGGGUUAGUGUAAAUGUAAUAUUUAGAACUCGAUGGCAAUCCCAACUAAGUGAUUAUACUAUUAUAAUUCUAUUUUUUCAAUGAUAGGAAAACACUAUCGUUAUUCAGGGGUAUGUGGAAUCCCCAUCGACAUAGGUAACACAUCCGACUUUACACCAUUUAGCACAGUAAAUUGUUGUCUUCCACUGAGGUAAUUGCAUAUUAGGUCAAACGCUUUUUCUAAAUUCGAUGAAGACCGUUGCGACUGCCAUUCCAGAGUCUUCAGCUCUCCUCCACGACUCUGUAAGGUGAAUGAGCAAGAGUUCGGUCGAAUACCCGACACGAUAUGCCAACUGCUUAUCCGAUGCAAGAUUAUUACCCUUGAAGAUGUGUUGUACGAGAGUGGGUUAAUCUCCGACUCCAUAAUCUUGCCAGAGUGCCAGGGACACUGAGGAGAGAGACCGGACAAUAAUUUCCAAUGUUUGUUUUAUCAUCUUUUUUAUAAAUCGGUGUAAGUCUAGCUGUUUUCCAUGAAGAAAAUAUUAGCCCACGUUCUAUGCUAAAUCGAAAAAGAGCAACUAGAGCAGGAAUGACUGCUGUUCCUGCGAGUUUUAUUAGUUUCGGUGGAAUAUGAUCAGAAACAGUUGACUUAUUUAUUUUCAGGAAUCCGACUUUUUUGCGUUCUGAUCGCUGAGAUCCCGUGAUUUCACUUACAGGAGGUGGUUCAGCUCUCCGAUUUCGAAUUAAGUCCGGUUCGCGGCAUUCAAUUGCAGUAGGGGGCUGUAGAAGUUCAUCAGCUAACUUCUCUCUUAUUUUGGAGAAAUAUCAGUUUAUCAAAGCUCCUCCACCUAUGCAAUCAAAGCUCCUCCACCUAUUGCUCUGACCUAAACUGCAUUUACCUUUUGCAAAAGCGCAUAGUGCAGCUUAUAUCAAAAGCUCACUAUCUAGCAAAUACCUCCCAAUCAUUUAGCAAACUUAAAGUCCUUGACAUAUAUAGCAUUAAUUCUUUUUCUGUUGCUACGUUUAUGUAUUCUUAUCACCAUAAUCUUUUGCCUAGUAGCUUUCGUAACCUCUUUUUAAGUAGUAACCAGGUUCACCAUUAUGAAACUCGACUAGCCUCUCAGUUUAGUCCUCAUUUUUGUAGAACUAAUAUUAUGCAGUUCAGUAUCCUUUAUCGAGGGCCGACAUUUGAAAUUCUUUGCCAGUUACACUAACCACCUCCUCCCCCAUAUUUGUAAUUAUCUCAUUUAUAGUCGUUCUGUUGAUUAAGUUUUAUGUUUGUUGCACACUCUGCAAUCAAGUAAGCCUUUGUAGUAUAGCUUAAGGAAGCCUAUUAAUAUAAGCUCCCAGCUUCUUUAGGCUUCCUUGUCACAACAACUUGUAUUUUAAUUAACACCUCUUGUAACGUUUUAUUUUUACUUAGUGUGAGUGACUAAAACCCAAUAAAUGAAAUAAAUGAAAAUAAAUGAAAGCAGCUUUCUCCGCGUCAAGCAGUGCAAGACUAUCAUCUUCUCUUUUCAAAGGACCUAUGGUCUUCGGUUAAGUAGGAUUUGUUGCUUUUUUAAGCAGCUUCCAAUACAUGGUCGUAUUCUUAACCCCGUCAAACAUAUUGGAGAAGUAACUAGCCUUAGCUAGUCUUAAGGCAGAGGUAACCUCAUUCCUCGCUCUUUUGUAUUCUUGCCACAAUAAGGGACACUUCGUGUUAAUCGCCUUCCUGAAGAGUUUAUACCGUCAAUUCAUUUUAUAUCGUAUUUUAUCACUUAUCGACCGUAUAGGUGUAUUUCUAAUUCUAACCUGCUUCCAAGGGGCAUGGUGUAGGAGCACAUAUCAUGGUUAUUUCUUAUUUCAAGGUAAAUUACAAAAAGAAUUUUCCAACUUUGGGCACUAGUGGGACAUACAAAAUUAAGUGAAACUUCGGCUCCUUUUUGGUUGUAAUGAUAUAUGUCUUGCAGGUCUACUCUGAUGGCUUCUGCUCCAACAUUAGCUCCAUCCUCGAAAGCGACGACUAAUUACGCAAGAUUAUGUCGCCUUUUAGUAGAUGGAGGCGCCAAGGCCUUGAGAUACACAUUUGACAAAAUCCACUCCCCAGCAAACCUGUUUAAUGUUUUGAAAGCUGGUUCUGCGGAACAUUCAACGCUGCAGUCCCUUAAAAGGAAGAGAAUCAUCAAUGCUACACAAUGGGGUGAGCUGUAUCCGUCUCCUCCUUCAUCUGUAACAUCAGAAAACUUUGACAUCACGCUACUGACGGUGCUACUGAGGAACAUCUGUGGUCUAGCUGCCCCUGCCACAGGCUGGGAUAGUCUGCCACCUCCUUCAGACACCAGUGUUGAGGCUAACAUAGCCAGAGUAAAGUACUAUAGGAACUCGGUCUAUGGGCAUGCCAGCCAGGCGUCUGUGGACAAUUCAACAUUUAAUUCCUUGUGGCAGGGUGUAAGUGCCGCACUGGUUGUACUGGGUGUAGAUGCAGCUGCUAUCAGAAAACUAAAAACUGAGACUAUGGAUGCAGAUACAGAGAUGCAUUCCCGAGAGCUCUUAAAGGAAUGGAAGAAAGACGAAGAUAACAUUAAGGACCAACUUAAUAGAGUGGAAGGUAUUAACUAAUAGAGGUUUUGAAGUGUUUUCUAUUAAUAGUACUAAAUAGGUUGGUUUUUCUUUCUGAGCUUAAAUUUACUAAAAUAUUAUAAUAACGUGUUGGUGGGGCUGAAAUGAAAGCUUGGAAUUAGACAAAAUAUACUUUUUCCUUAUAAAAACAGACAGGUUCAAACAAACAGGUUCAAUGUUACGUCAAGGCCGUGAUUCUGUAACUGAGCGAGUUGCAGCGAUGUAAACUUUACACAAAAAAGCAAAAAAAAAAAAUGUUUCUUCCAACAAACUUUGUUUGCAACAACAAAAGUGGGCACGAAUCCCAGGCGAGUUAGUUAUUUCUAGUAACCACUGGACCGGCUUUUGUAUGAUCUGAAGAAUUAGCCAGAUCCAGGCGGAUAACACUCUCCGAGAUCUGCAUAAUUCUGUGAAAGCCGAAUCCCUUAAAUUGAAUCCGAAUCCGACCAAAAAAAUAACACGUUUUGCGUUAAUAAGGUAAAAACAACCUCAUAACACCCUCAGAGAUCUGCAUAAUUCUUCAGAUCACACUUAGCCUAAUUCAAUGAUAGCUAAUUAUCUCAGCUGACAAGUUCAACACUGAUUUUUUGUUUUCUGCUUUUUUUGGUUAAACUCACAGAGCUGAUGAAAAAUGAAAUGGGAAACAUGAGCGAGAAGCUGGAGGCUAUGAGAAAUUCCAUUACUGAGAAUGGAGGUCAGUUUCCAAAAAAUGAAUUUCAAGCUAAAUUUAAUAAUUCUUUGAGUCAGGCUAACUUUUAAUAAUGUUUGUAACAAAAGGAAUUUUGCAUUUUAUAACUUUUCAACUUUACCGUGAGAAACAAACCAUAUCGUUUUCUCUUUAGAUAAAACCAGAGAACAGGUGAGAGGUGAAAUGGAAAAUAAUAGCGAGAAGACAACUGAGGAAGGAAUGUUAAUUCCAAAUUCCAUAACUUGGGCAUCCUUUCUUUUGAUUACUAUCUUUCAGUCAGCUAUUACUAAUGUGAUGACGAGUGUCAAAAAACUGCCACUUAAAAGCUUUAAUAAUCUUAGAACUAUCGUAACUUAAAAUAGGCGUCUGGAAAAUCAGGAAACCGGAGUCCGGAAAAGGAACAAUAGGAAGAAGAACCGGAACGGGGACGGGUGUAGGACGCAGAAUAACACUGAUUGGGAACCGAUAUAAGCCGGACAGAAACGUCAUAUAAACUCAUUGAAUUAAAUUCUCACGUAACUUUUAACUAAUUUACACAAAAAGAAAGAAAAAACCGCCUUAAAAAGGAACAUAUUUGUACCUAGAAAUAUUUUAUAAGGGCUUGUUACACGAGGCGAUUUGCAACGUCGAAUUGUCGGGUAACAAUGUUGUGACAAUAUUGCGACAAUUGAAAACAUUUUCGGAACAUUUUUAUGACACUCAAAAUCCCGUCAGUAAUGUCGCCCUUAGUCUGCGAUCCUUUCCUCCCUUUAUCUCCACUCGUCCUUUGCAGGAAGGGAGGGAUAAUACAUUUAUUUUCAGUGUUGGAUCACAUGGAAACGAGACGCGCAGUGGUGCUAGAUAUAUUGUACGGUAUUCAAACCUCAAGUUUACCAGAAGAGACAGCCAAACGCUUUAAGAAAAUAGUACGCCUCGUCUCAUUCAAAAUAAGAGUACCAGCCCAACCUCUGGCCUCUUUCAACUGACUGCAUUGAUGGUGGAAAUGAAAACGUGUCACGUGUUAAAAGUAGAGAAAGGUUAAUUAGAUCCACUUCGCAAUUAAUCCGCUUACAUCUUGCGACCCCGAAAUCUUAAAGAUGUUACAUUUUACCGGAGUUUCCAUCUCCUCCGCACGUUAUGUUUCGUCCACAAUGCAAAUAUAUUGCUAAAAAGGUUGGAAACAUCUACCAUGAGUAGUUUAAGAUUCGCUCAAGUAUCCCAUUUGUCUCACCAGUACCUGUUCCCUUACUCGAUUCAAAACUUAUUAUAAUAGUAUAUCUCAAAUCACAUCCCCCUCUUUCAAAAUCCAACAUGCCAGCAAGGGGCCAGCUUUAUAAAUUUACUUGAAUGUGUGGUCGUUUAAAAAAUUUUGGUAGAUAGAAAACAAACUGACGACGCGCUCAAAAUCACCUGAAAGAAAACAGCCAUCUUGAGCUGAAAUGGAGGCAUCGUCGUCACUAUCUGAAGGCUAAGAGAGGGCUGGAGCCUGAAGGCUAUUAAAGAAGUGGUCUCCCUGUGGUCGAUUCUUUUCUUAUCAACUCUUGGUCAUUAUUGCUACUUGUUCUUAUUGAGUUAUUAACUGAAAACCAUCUCUGUUUUUACAGGUAGCUACACUUUAUGUCUUAUCUCACAGCAAAAUAUCAUCGUUUAUUUCGUCUUUUUUCUUCCUACCCUUAAACCCUGCCUCUAUUCGCUUUCCUAUUCCGGUUCCGGUUCCUGUUGCCAUUCCCUUUCCUGUUGUGAAUUCCGAAUGUCUGUUUCCUAGCUUUCCAGACAUCCACUUUAAAUUGUCCUCAAUGAAAGUUGUGCGAUGAAAGUUUAAUUCUGUUAAGUAUAUAUUUCCUGACAGAUAGAACAAGAAAAGACUUGAAGCAGAUCAAUGAGAUGCUGAAGACUUCGGUCUCUGCGCCCAAAGAGGAAGGUCAGUUUCCCCAAACUGUAGCCCGCUAGAAAUUUAAAGUAUCCGUCUAAAAGAACUGUUAAAGGCAAGUAUUACUGAUCGAUCGGUGAUCGUUUGUCUCACAGGUGACGCUCCCGGGCUCGUCCCAAAAACCGUUGAAAAAAUAGAUGGAGGUUAUAGGUGACCGUGAGUCCUCAAACACCCUAACCUAAAGUUCAUAAACAGUAGUCCUUUUUCCCUGCUUUUCGCAAUUUUCAGUGGUCUGCUAACCUUUGCCCUUAUUGAAGCUCCCCCCUCCCUCCCCGCCACCCCCACCACUAGUUUGGAAUGUUUUACGCUUGCUUUCGAGGCCUAGCACGUUGGCUAAAGGAGAUAAUUAAUAAAAGCUAAGUUUUGUCUAGCAAUCGCCUUUUCCAGGCUUUGUUAUACCUGUAGUUCAAUUUAUUUGUUUGAGGGACUUGGAAACUAGCUACCAAUUUUAAACAAAAUAAUAUCUACAACAAAGCUUGGUUCUCAUUUAUUCUCAACAGUUGAUUUGGUUGUCGACCAUAUUGAAAUCAUUCGCCAGAAGUACAAACGUCAUGAGGGAUGGCUCGCACCCUUUCCUUGGUGCGAAGACUUUCAGUUCCAACUAAGCGAUAUUUAUACACGGCUUCGUAUGGUCAACAGAGAGAAAAAAGCGAGAGCAACAGCAGAGCAAAGAGUUGUUGAAACGACUGAAAUCUUCAAUCCCCACGAAGAAUGCAAACAACCUAGAAAAGUGUUGAUUGAAGGAAUGCCAGGCAUGGGAAAGACGACAUACUGCAAUAAGGUUGCUUACGACUGGGCUAUAAACAUAAAAAAGAAGGAGAUUGCUGUCCGGAAUUUGAGAUGGUGCUCUUGCUGAGAUGCCGUGAUGUCGAGAUCGAGUUCGACCUUUGGGAAGCCAUUGACGAUCAGCUUUUACCAAGUGAAAUUCAACGAAAGGAAAGAGAGAAAUUCUUUGAGUUCAUCCAGCAAAAUCAAUCAAAGGUUUUACUGAUACUUGACGGAUUAGACGAGUUACCCUCGAGCAAACUGACGGACUUUACAGACCUCAUACAAGGUAAAAUGCUUCCUCAAUGUCACCUUGUGGUUACAGCGCGACACGAGGCAGGGAUACCUAUGAGAAAGGUUUGUGACACUCUGCUAGAGAUGGAAGGUUUCACUUAUCAAGAUAGCAAAGAAUAUAUUCACAAAUAUUUUGCCGGUAAGGAAGAUUUGGCCGAAAAGCUAUUGGAUAAAAUACAGAAUGAAAAGAGGCUUAAAGAGAUGACGGCGAAUCCAUUAAACACUGCACUGCUUUGCCUUCUUUGUGAAGACUUUCAAGGUAUUUUUCCUGACAGCAGAACUCAGUUGUAUAUGGAAAUAGUACAUUGUGUUCUCGUUAGAUACAGGAAAAAGAAAGGUCUUCCAGUCGAAAAUGAGGAUCUGAUUAAAAUCUACAACGACGAGUUGAAACUCCUUGGCUUGCUAGCUUUAAACGGCCUGUAUGAAGACAACAUGUACUUUGAGGACAAAAAGCUUGCAAAAAAAGAUGCCGACUUACCUGGAUUUGGAUUUCUAUCAGCUCAACCUGGAAGCAGCAAACGAAGACCGUGUAUGUGCUACGGCUUUACGCAUAAGAGUUUUCAAGAAUUCUUCGCGGCACAUUGUCUUUGUUGCCAACUUGUUAGCAAAGAAACCAGUCCUGAAAUAUUGGUCACUGACACCAGAUAUUUCGGAGAGCUAAGAGAGGUGUUGAAAUUUACCUGUGGUCUCCUAGCAGUAAGAUCCAAAGAAAUUGCAGACGCUCUUAUCAUCAGUAUAACGAAUAAAUUAAACAACGAAAACGUGAAAAACUAUUUUCCUGUGGCAGUGGAUUGCAUUAAAGAAAGCAAAAUUGAAAGCGGUAAUUUUCACAUGGAACUGGCCCGUACCUUUGGCACAUGUCUGGCACUUCAACAUGGAGGGAUCAUAAGUGAAGGUCUAGAUGACGCUGCUGCAGCUGUGAUUGCUGCCGUGCUUGAAGCAAACACAACUCUGACAAAUUUGCAUUUGGCCAUCAAUAACGUUGGUCCUGCCGGUGCGGAGUCACUUGCUACAGCGCUAAAAACAAACACAACUCUGACAAAUUUGGAUUUGUCCAGCAAUAAACUUGGUCCUGCCGGUGCGGAGUCACUUGCUACAGCGCUAAAAACAAACACAACUCUGACAAAUUUGCAUUUGUCCAUCAAUAACCUUGGUCCUGCCGGUGCGGAGUCACUUGCUACAGCGCUAAAAACAAACACAACUCUGACAAAUUUGGAUUUGUCCAGCAAUAAACUUGGUCCUGCCGGUGCGGAGUCACUUGCUGCAGCGCUAAAAACAAACACAACUCUGACCAAUUUGAAUUUGCGUGCCAAUAACCUUGGUUCUGCCGGCGCGGAGUCACUUGCUACAGCGCUAAAAACAAACACAACUCUGACCAAUUUGAAUUUGCGUGCCAAUAACCUUGAUUCUGCCGGUGCGGAGUCACUUGCUGCAGCGCUAAAAACAAACACAACUCUG
This is a messenger RNA of Porites lobata, 26543 nucleotides long. Lineage: Eukaryota; Metazoa; Cnidaria; Anthozoa; Scleractinia; Poritidae. The record is from the annotation of a GenBank genome assembly.